Molecule: messenger RNA, 1294 nt
Organism: Lycium ferocissimum
Lineage: Eukaryota; Viridiplantae; Streptophyta; Magnoliopsida; Solanales; Solanaceae
Product: protein trichome birefringence-like 43
Exons: 5
Coding region: 34-1086 (350 amino acids)
Cellular component (GO): Golgi apparatus
Molecular function (GO): O-acetyltransferase activity
Source: RefSeq, a predicted model, not a curated record
UUGAUACAAUUAAAAAAUAUUGAACUUUUUCUCAUGGUUUGUUACUCUGUAUCUGUCGUUGCCAUUGUAUCAACUUUUUUAACCAUCUAUUCACUUUCUCUGUUCUUGAAUUCGAAAACCAAGCAAUUCAACGAGGUAAGUUUAGUAGGAACAAAGGGGUGUGAUAUUUACAAAGGGAGUUGGGUUCUGGAUGAAUCAUAUCCUCUUUAUAAUUCAUCAACUUGUCCCUUCAUUGAGAACACAUUUGAUUGUCAAAAGCAUGGACGCCCUGAUAAAGAAUUUUUCAAGUAUAGAUGGCAGCCAUUUGGAUGUAAUUUGCCAAGAUUUAAUGGAACCGAAUUGGUGUUGAAAUACAAAGGGAAACGCAUCAUGUUUGUUGGAGAUUCACUUGGUCAAAAUCAGUGGUUUUCUCUUGCAUGCAUGCUUCAUGUUGCACUACCACAAGCCAAGUAUAGCCUAGAUAAAAUUGGAAAGGUUUAUGUAUUCACCCUCCUGGAAUACAAUAUUUGGCUAUUGUGCCUUGCGAAUACACUAUUUGUUGAUACUGUAACGGAGAAAGGCUCAAGGGUACUCAAGAUUGAUUCCAUCAGUUCAGGCAAUAUUUUGAAAGAAAUGGAUGUGUUGGUUUUUAAUACAUGGCAUUGGUGGGAUCGCAAAGGGAUAAAACAAACUUGGAAUGUCAUUCAAGAAGGGAAUAUUACGUACAAAGAUAUGGACAGAAUGGAACUUUAUAAGAAAGGAUUAAAUACAUGGGCCAAAUGGGCUGAUUCUAAUCUUAAUUCCACAAAAACAAGAGUAUUUUUUCAAGGUGUUUCUCCAGACCAUGAUGGAUGCAAAGGAAAAGUAAGACCAAUGCAAAGUUCAGGAAGUGUACAUCCAGCAGAAAUAGAGCUGGAGAAAGUUCUGAAAACUAUGUCAAAAUUAUAUAUUCAUUUGAUCAACAUAACGAGGUUGUCACAGUACAGAUCAGACGGUCAUCAAUCCAUCUAUAGUGGUGAUAGCAAUAGCAUGGAUUGUAUCCACUGGUGUCUACCUGGGGUGCCUGAUGCUUGGAAUCAACUCCUUUAUCACCUUCUUAUUUCAUAGUUUUAUUAUAUUUUUGUUCAUUUUUAUUUCUAAUUAACAUUUUGCUUGGAAAUUCAGAAAAAUUUCUUGUCCCCUUGUAUCAGUCAGAUCAAUAAGCUUACGUACACAAUUGCUUGAGGCAAAAAAAAUAAUCUUUUUCUUAUGAUAAUAAAAUGAGUAGCUAGCUGGCUUGCAAUAGCAAGGUGCCAAGUACCAUAUAGGCUAUUAA